Molecule: messenger RNA, 9793 nt
Organism: Morone saxatilis (striped sea-bass)
Lineage: Eukaryota; Metazoa; Chordata; Actinopteri; Moronidae
Gene: tanc2b
Product: tetratricopeptide repeat, ankyrin repeat and coiled-coil containing 2b
Exons: 29
Coding region: 555-6734 (2059 amino acids)
Biological process (GO): regulation of dendritic spine morphogenesis
Cellular component (GO): dendritic spine
Molecular function (GO): protein binding
Source: RefSeq, a predicted model, not a curated record
ACACACACACACACUCGCAUGACUUUAGUUGUGAAUGGCCCCGACGCUUGGCACAUUAGGCGGCCGAGAAGUGGCUGUCAGUCCGGGCACUGCUACCUGCUGCAGACCGAGCUUGCGCCGCGUACACCCAUGGGUGUCGCUACUGUGACUGUCUUCUGCGUUUGGACUGCAUGCAGCGGCUUUGAUCGGUGCAGUUAUUUCCAGAGUCACUCGCUCAAGCUAUUUCGGAGCGGUUGGAAACGUGCAGACUGGUUGGAGUAAUUUGGAUUGAGGAGCCGCACGGAGCGCUGCAGCAGACACGGUACCGGAGCAGCAGACACGGUACCGGAGCAGCAGCAGAGGAGGCACGGAUGUGAUGCCAAAGCUGACCAGAAAAAACAAAGGUUCAAGUCUAGAAAAGAGAACUGUUGGGUGUCCCCUCUGGAGAGGGAUCUGGACUGUGAUUCAGCCUAGCGAAAUGUAGCGCCUCACUGCCCUCAAAGCCGGAUUUGGAGACCUGCCUGCUGUCUACUCAUGAUUUUUCUGUAGUCUAGUCCAGGGCAUCUGCUGCAGUCAUGUUUAGGAACAGCUUGAAGAUGUUGCUGACGGGAGGGAAGGCCAACCGCAAGAGUCGCAGCAGUGAUGGUGGGAGCGAGGACUUGGCAGACCCCCGCUCGCCCAGUCUAGACCCUCACCUGAGCCACGUCGGCCAAGGUGGCAGCAUAGACAGUGACUGUGCCUUUGAAGGAGACUACGGCGUGCCCCCGCUCUCCAUGACUGAGGGCAUGCAGCACAUUCGCAUAAUGGAGGGCGUGUCACGCUCGCUGCCCUCCUCCCCCCUGCUCACCCACCAGACCAUCAGUGUCAGGCUCCAGCCUGUGAAGAAGCUCACAGGGGAGUCAAGCCAGGAGCUGGGCCCCCCUCCGUCGGUGGAUGAGGCAGCCAACACAUUGAUGACGCGCCUGGGUUUCCUUCUGGGAGACAAAGUGAGUGAGGGGCCGGCCGGCACCCAGUACAGCAUGGAGGAACCCGAGGCGAGACAGGGCCAGAACCAGAGGAUCAGCCCGUGCUCCACCCUGACCAGCAGCACUGCCUCACCCCCUGCAGGCAGCCCCUGCUCCACCCUCCCCCCUUCGAUGCCUGGCCAAGCCGGCAACAAGGACUGUGCCUACGGUUCUGUCACCAGUCCCACCUCAACCCUGGAGAGCAGGGACAGCGGGAUUAUUGCCACACUGACCAGCUAUUCUGAGAACAUGGAGCGAGGCGGCAAAUACGGCGAGGGCUCCCGAGGAAACCUGAAACUGUGGCAGUCCCAGAAAUCAGGCAUGGAUUCGUUCCUGUACAGGGUGGAUGAAAACAUGACCGCCUCCACCUACAGCCUCAACAAAAUCCCUGAGCGCAACCUGGAGAGCAUGUCCUCCCACUCUGCCCACUCCAUCCCUCUGUACCUCAUGCCCCGCCCUAAUUCUGUGGCUGCUACCAGUUCAGCCCACCUGGAGGACCUGGCAUACCUGGAUGAGCAGAGACACACUCCAUUACGCACAUCGCUGCGCAUGCCCAGACAGAGCACCACCUGCGGGCCGGGUCGCUCCGGGCCGGACCUGAGAGUGCGUUUUGCACCCUAUCGGCCUCAAGACAUCGCCCUCAAACCUCUGCUGUUUGAGGUGCCAAGCAUCACCAUGGACUCCGUCUUCACGGGUCGCGAGUGGCUCUUCCAGGAGAUCGAUGCCCAUCUCAACAGUCCCAAUGCCAGCACCAACCGCGGCGUGGCAGUAGUAGGCAACAUCGGCUUUGGCAAGACCGCGAUCAUAUCUCGUCUGGUGGCGCUCAGCUGCCACGGCACCCGCAUGAGGCAGAUUGCCUCCGACAGCCCUCAGGCCUCACCCAAACAUGGAGAGGGGCUCCCUCUCACCCAGCCCCAGCCCACUCAUGGCACCCUGGGCGGAGGCAGCUGUCCCGGGACCCCUGAGAUGAGACGACGUCAGGAAGAAGCCAUGAGGAGGCUGGCAUCUCAGGUGGUGGCGUACCACUACUGCCAGGCAGAUAACGCCUACACCUGCUUGGUGCCGGAGUUUGUGCACAACGUGGCGGCUCUGCUGUGCCGCUCGCCGCACCUCGUUGCCUACAGGGAGCAGCUGCUGAGGGAGCCACACCUACAGAGCAUCCUGAGUCUGCGCUCCUGCGUCCAGGACCCCCUGGCCUCCUUCAGGAGGGGGGUCCUAGAGCCCCUGGAUGCACUUUACAAAGAGAGGAAGAUCAACUCUGAGGAGGACCUCAUCAUCCUCAUUGACGGUCUGAACGAGGCAGAGUUCCACAAGCCAGACUACGGAGACACCAUCGUGUCCUUCCUCACUAAAACCAUCAACAAGUUCCCUCCUUGGCUCAAACUGGUGGUUACAGUCAGAACCACGUUGCAGGAGAUUACCAAUGCGCUGCCGUUCCACCGCAUCUCUCUGGACGGCCUAGAGGAGAAUGACGCCAUAGACCAGGACCUGCAGGGCUACAUCCUGCACCGCAUCCACAGCAGCCCAGAGAUUCAGAACAACAUCUCACUCAACGGCAAGAUGGACAACACCACCUUCGGCAAGCUCAGCGCCCACCUCAAAGCUCUGAGCCAGGGCUCCUACCUGUACCUCAAGCUCACCUUUGACCUCAUCGAGAAGGGCUACCUUGUUCUUAAAAGCUCCAGCUAUAAGGUGGUUCCAGUCAACCUGGCAGAGGUGUACCUGCUGCAGUGCAACAUGCGCUUCCCCACGCAGUCGUCGUUCGAGCGGGCGCUCCCUCUGCUCAACGUGGCCGUGGCCUCGCUUCACCCGCUGACUGAUGAGCAGAUAUAUCAGGCCAUCAACGCUGGUUCACUGCAGGGCACAUUGGACUGGGAGGAUUUCCAGCAACGUGUAGACAACCUGUCAGUCUUCCUGGUUAAGAGGAGGGAUGGUACCAGGAUGUUUGUUCACCCCUCCUUCAGGGAGUGGCUGAUCUGGAGAGAAGAAGGAGAAAAGACAAAGUUCCUUUGCGAUCCAAGGAGCGGUCACACACUACUGGCCUUCUGGUUCUCUCGGCAGGAGAACAAGCUGAACAGGCAGCAGACUAUUGAGCUGGGCCAUCACAUCCUCAAAGCACAUAUCUUCAAGGGUCUCAGCAAGAAAGUCGGGGUUUCCUCAUCUAUCUUGCAAGGCCUGUGGAUAUCCUACAGCACAGAGGGCCUUUCAGCUGCACUUUCUUCUCUCCGAAACCUCUACACUCCCAACAUCAAGGUGAGCCGGCUGCUGAUGCUGGGCGGUGCCAAUGUAAACUAUCGUACGGAGGUGCUGAACAAUGCCCCUGUCCUGUGUGUCCACUCCCACCUGGGCUACAUGGACAUGGUGGCUCUGCUGCUCGAGUUCGGCGCAUCUGUCGAUGCUCCGUCAGAGAGCGGCCUAACGCCACUGGGCUACGCCGCAGCUGGGGGACACAUGGCCAUUGUGACUGCGCUUUGCCGCAGGAGAGCUAAGGUGGACCACCUGGAUAAGAACAGCCAGUGCGCUCUGGUUCAUGCAGCCCUGAGGGGCCACAUGGAAGUGGUGAAGUUCCUCAUCCAGUGUGACUGGGGCAUGGGGCCACAGCAGCAGCAGUCACCACAAACCCAACAACAAGCGGCCUUUACCAAGAGCCACGCAGUCCAGCAGGCCCUCAUCGCUGCAGCCAGUAUGGGAUACACAGAGAUUGUGUCCUACCUGCUGGACCUGCCAGAGAAAGAUGAAGAGGAGGUGGAGCGGGCACAGAUCAAUAACUUUGACACCCUGUGGGGGGAGACAGCUCUGACUGCAGCCUCUGGUCGGGGGAAGCUGGAGGUUUGUCGUCUAUUACUGGAACAGGGUGCUGCGGUGGCCCAGCCCAACAGAAGAGGCAUCGUCCCGCUGUUCAGCGCUGUCCGACAGGGACACUGGCAGAUUGUGGACCUACUCCUCACACAUGGCGCAGAUGUCAACCUGGCUGACAAGCAGGGGCGUACUCCUCUAAUGAUGGCAGCCUCAGAGGGACACCUGGGGACUGUUGAGUUCUUACUGGCUCAAGGAGCCUCUCUGUCUCUGAUGGAUAAGGAGGGUCUGACCGCUCUGAGCUGGGCCUGUCUGAAAGGCCAUUUACCUGUCGUCCGCUGCCUGGUGGAGAGUGGAGCCGCCACAGAUCACGCAGACAAGAACGGACGCACGCCCCUCGACCUGGCUGCCUUCUACGGUGACUCUGAAGUGGUCCAGUUCUUGGUCGACCAUGGGGCCAUGAUAGAGCAUGUAGACUACAGCGGGAUGCGUCCUCUCGACAGGGCGGUGGGCUGCAGAAACACAUCGGUGGUGGUCGCCCUGCUCAAGAAAGGAGCCAAGAUAGGUCCUGCCACAUGGGCCAUGGCCACCUCCAAACCCGACAUCAUGAUCAUCUUGCUCAGCAAACUCAUCGAGGAGGGGGACAGCUUCUACAAGAAGGGGAAGGUGAAGGAGGCAGCGCAGCGUUAUCAGUAUGCCCUCAAAAAGUUUCCACGCGAAGGCUUCAGCGAGGACCUCAAGACAUUCAGGGAACUCAAAGUAUCACUCUUCCUCAACCUGUCCCGAUGUCGGAGGAAAAUGAACGACUUUGGGAUGGCUGAGGAAUUUGCUACGAAGGCACUCGAACUGAAACCAAAAUCGUAUGAGGCAUAUUAUGCCAGGGCACGCGCCAAGCGUAGCAGCAGACAAUUUCCUGAAGCCUUAGAGGACCUGAAUGAAGCCAUAAAGCAGUGCCCCAACAACCGAGAGAUCCAGCGGCUGCUCCAGAGGGUGGAGGAGGAGUGUCACCAGCUCAACCAGGAGGAGCACCAGCAGCAGGACCUGGAGCUGGAGCCUCCUCCCUCCCCUCCUCCUACGCCUCCCCCAGAUGAGGAGGAGUCCCUGUCCAUGUCCAUGCCUCUUCCCCCUCCCCCCGAGCCCCGUCUGGAGGACAUGGAGCCCGUUCAGGACCUGUUUGAGGAUGAGGACUACCUGGAGCAGGAGCUGGAGGCAAUGUCUGUGGGUCUGCCCCCUCCUGAGUCUCACAGCAAUCCUUCCAGCCUUCCCAUCAUCCAGAGCCCACCGCUCUCCCCCACACAUCCAGAUCAGAUCUACUUAGCUGGAGGUUCACCCAUGGGCCAGCCGUACGAAUAUCACCCCACCUCCUCCUCCAUGUCCUCUCCAACCCGCGGGACAUACCAGCCCACAUCGCCCUCCCUCUCCCCGACGCAUCAGAACUCGCACUACCGACACAGCCCGCCUCAUACCUCCCCGGUGCACCAGCAGUCCUACAGCUUCAGCCCACCUUCUAUGGAUCACCAGAGCCCACCGCCUUCCCCUUUACGUCGGGCAGCUCAGUACAGAUCCAGUCCACCAGUAGAGAGUGUUUGUCUGUACAGGUCCCAGUCUGGGUCACCUGUGCGCUACCAGACAGAGCAGCUCCCGGGCCGACCCAAAUCUCCCCUCUCUAAAAUGAGCAGCCAGCGUUCGUUCCAGCUGAGCUCACAGCCCUCUCUGUCCUCCCAGCACCACCAAGCCCAAGGGCUUCGUCUCCAGCCUUCUAUAGCCCAAAUAGUCCGCACAAAUCAGCCCAGUAAUGUCAUGGGCAACAGCAUUUAUGGUGGCCAGAUGGGUCACUCCAUUGGUGGUCGCUACCAAGGGGGUUCAGUAGACGUGGAGAGCCGGCUGGUAUACCAGCCUUCCCUGGAUGGACGGUCAAUGCCCCAGGUCCAGCCCAGCCUCAGUUCUGGGGCCCUCUGUCAGCACGGCGGCCGAGGAGGGGUUAUGGAGUCGGGCCUGUUGAAGGAUGAUCUACCCCAGCGCCCCUCCUCUGCCUACCGCGCCAGCAGCGGGGGCCCGGGGGGCAUCCGUUACAGCCAGACACCUCAGAUAAGCCGCAGCCAGUCAGCCGCCUACUACCCAGUCUCUGAACACGUACUGGAGCGCGCCAAUGCCAUGCCCCCCUGCCAGCUGGGCUCUCCCGAGAUCCCCCAUAUGGUGAGACGCCCCGUCAGUGCCAAUACUACUGAGAUGAAGCAGCACGUGCCCACCCCCAGGCCUCUCAUCCAUUCUCAGAGCGUAGGCCUUCGAUUCUCCCCCUCAAGCAACAACAUCUCAACUGGAUCCACCUCAAAUUUGGCGCCGGGCUUCAGGCCUUCCUCUUCCAUUCAGCAGAUGGAGAUCCCCCUGCAAGCCACAUAUGAGCGCAGCUGUGAUGACAUCUCUCCCAUCUCUCCUUCCCAGGGUGGUGGGGGGCUGUAUCAGGGCGAGACCACACGCUCUCGGAACACACCUUUCAUGGGCAUCAUAGACAAGACGGCGCGGACUCAGCAGUACCUGCAUCAGCCCUCGCGGUCCAGGGCCAUGACGUCCAUGGACUCAGCCAUCAGCCCCACCUCGCCUGGCCAGCUAGUCCAGCAAGGCUCCACCUACAGUCCCCCCGCCUCGCUGGGCAAUAUCGCCUACUACAACAAGACAAACAACGCCCAAAAUGGACACCUGUUGGAGGAGGACUACUACUCCCAGACCCAGCCCCCCUCACUGGGCAAGCUGGCCAACGGCUCCCGCGGCGGUGGAGACAUCCUGGAGCGGGUCAGCCAGGUGCCCACCUACCCGGAUGUGAAGGUGGCAAGGACUCUGCCCGUGGCACAGGCCUACCAGGACAACAUGUACCGCCAGCUCUCGCGUGACUCCCGGACCCAAGGCCCCACCUCCCCCAUCAAACCAAAGAGACCAUUUGUGGAGUCGAAUGUGUGAUGGUCUGUCUGUGAUUGGUUGGUUGGACUGGGCUUGUUCGUGGGAGUGAGAGGAGAAAAAUAUAUAGCUCAACAGCAGAUGCUGCUGACCUUUGUGUAUGUGACAUGGACAAACUCACCUUAAAGAACUCACAAGAGAGAUCCAUUCAGAGAGAAAACCACACAGCCGGCACACACACACACAUUUAGGGUAUUAGACAUUAUCUUAUAUGAAAAACAUAACUAACAGUGAGAAACAAUUAUUUCAUUAUCAUAUUCUGCACACAGGUAGGAUAACAGGAGGGUCCUAAGUUCUGAUCUCAUACUGAAUCAAAGACCAGUGCACUUCCAAAAUGUUGUGUGGCACAAAGUUCCCACAAGUUAACACAACAGGUGGGACUGUAAGAGUGAAAGUACUAAUCAUCGGACUCUACUUGUGGACUCUGUAUCCAUCUUCUGUUCUUUCAAAGUGUGCUCUUAACCAAGGUUGCUAGUAGGCUCUAUUCUAUGUAAUACAAUAUUAUAUGUUCAAUACUGUACAUUGCUCAGAAAAUACAAAUGGCUCAACAGCUCAGUACUUAGAGAAAAAUGACAAUAUUUAUAAUUAAGUUAUAUAUUGUACAUAGAAAUAAAACAAAACAUAGUUUGCGUUUGAAUUGUAUUCUGUUAACCCUGCCUUUGUGUCCCACUGCUAGUCAUAUGGAUGUGGAAAAACCGAUCCAGGGUAAGGGAUGAGGGACAUUGACCAACUUUGAAUGAUAUAAUUGCCUCUAUUGUGUCAAAAUAAAAAUAUUUUGUUGUGGUUUAAUGGAAGAAAAUGCUUUCUAUGCUACAAUAGGUCCUGAAUUAUCUGAACAAAGGCUGCAUAUAACAAUGAAUAUCUUUAUCAAUUAAUCUGCAGAUUAUUGUUUGAUAGGUUUUUUUCCCUAUCAACCAACCUUCAAGUCCAAGGUGAAGUCUUCAAAUUUCUUGUUUUGUCAGACGAACAAUUUGAAAGUUAUUCAGUUUACAAUUAUAUAAAAACAGAGAAAAGCUGCAAAUCCUCACACUGGAGAGGUUAGAACCAGAGAAUGUUUUUGCUUGAAAAAUUACUGCAAUUAUUAAUCAAUUAUCAAAACAGUUGGCUAUUAAUUUCCUGUCAGUCAAUUAAUGGACAAAAGUCAAGCUUUAAGCUGGUAUUCAAAUGUUGGUGUCAGAGCGAAUAUCCAGACAUUUCACAUGGUCCCUAUUUCUAUUUUUGUAUCCCUUUUUGUUCAUGUUUGAAACCAGAAACUUCACCUCAUUUCUGAGGUUCAAAUAUGUCCAUUAUAAUUUUCUAUUUUUUAAAUUUCUUUUUGUAUCAUUACGGUAUCACAGAUCUCAUGAUAUGCCUUAGUGUGAAGUUAAACCAACUGUCAUGGCUGCAGUCUGACAUACUGGACCAGCGUCCUGUUAAUAGACAGCUUUGAAUACUUGCUUAACCCUCUGCUUAUCAAUUACUACAGUUUUAUACAAGCUUAUAUGAUUGUUUUGCAGAAUUCAUAAAACUUGUUUUGAGGACAGAUUGUUGUAUUAGACAAAAACAAAUAGAUGUUGAGUGCAAUACAUUUGUUUCUAGGGAUUUUGAAUCAUCUUUUAACUGUCUGAUGCUGGUCAAAUGAUGAAUAGAAAAUCCUGUCAUAGGUGAUUUUAUCAUACGGCAAGAGUAUCAAAGUUCGCCUUUGUCCCUCCUCCGAACGCAAUGACGCUGUAUGUUCCUGAGAGAGAGUAGAACGUACAGUACAUAUGCUAGUGAUGGGUUAACAUGGAUAGUGCUCAGCGAUUAAAAGCAAGCAAAUGCAUACACGACCACUGUUACAGACGUUUCCCUUUCUCCUGCAUUACUUUGUGUCGUUUCUUUUUACCCACAAUGCAUUUUUAUUCUGCCACUUCUGCACUAAAAAUGCCUGUUAAGUUCUUAACUAAGGGUGCACUUUAUGUAUUUUACUUACUUUGUUGUUAUGAUUGUUGAAUUUGGAGAAAGUGGGUGUGUGAUCAGUCAGACCUCUGACCAGUGAUACAAGACUAUCAUAGACACUAUUAUUAUAUGAUUUACAAAGCAGUGAUGAAUGACAAUAUGAAGAGCAAACAAUGUUUUUAAACUGGUGAAGAUGUAUAGACUUUCUAGCACAAGUUGUAUAUACCGACUCAGAUAUUUCAGUCCAGCUCGGGUUCGAUAGUAGAGCAAGUCUGUUUAAAGGCCUAUCAUAUUUAAGUAUUCCACAUCCUAAAAAAUAUCCAUUACAGUCCUCUAACUCUGAAGUAGCCAGUCUAAUUAACUGGUCUUGCACACAUCUUGAAAUUAAGUCGAAUCUACUGCAAAAAAAGAAAAAAAGGAAUGAUUGAGGUUUCAAUACGCAGAAACUCCAUAUUUGGAGUUUGGGUGAAAGAGAAAGUGGAAUAAUGAGAAUAUUCAAGUUAUUUGUAUAUGUAGGAAAAGUUAUAGACCAUUUGUCUGUAACAUUUUAUUUUGGUUCUCUGAUAAAGAAUAUCUAAAGAGAGACAGACCUCCUGACUGUCUCCUGUCCAUUCUCAGUUUCACCUGCUACCAGAGAGAUGCCCUACUUAUCUUUACAGAAAUGAAGGUAUAAACUGUAUUAUACUUAAUUUAAAUGAGACUUCUAACUUGAGGAUAUUUGAGGGUGUAUGGUUUCAAGCUGUCUGUGUAUAUUAGUUUGCUGUAAAUAGUCUGAUGCAUGUUCUAUUCUUUCCAUGAGCUCAAGCAGAAACAUGUAUAGCAGUGUUCUGACCUCUGGUGUGUGAUACAAUGUUCGGAUCAAGAUAAGGAGACUGCUAUCCCUGAACUAUCCUUAUCAUUUUCCUUCAAACUCACCAGACAAAAGCGAAAAAGGUUCUUUUAUUUUAUUUUAAUGUAUUUGCUUGCUGAGCAGAGUUCUCUUGUCUGUAAAUGUGAGCUUUCAGAUCGCUGUGAUAAAAAGUUUAAUUAAAAACAAUAAAAAAGAAUGUGUUUUUAUCUCAUGAUAACUGAUUGUAAUCUGUACAGUCAAACCUAUGUAUUGGAAAAAAAGAACAUAUUUAUAAAUGGUUACCAACUGAAACACA